This is a messenger RNA of Raphanus sativus (radish), 2200 nucleotides long. RefSeq lists its product as uncharacterized. The coding region runs from base 176 to 1972 and encodes 598 amino acids. The transcript is spliced from 2 exons. The record is from RefSeq and is a predicted model, not a curated record. Lineage: Eukaryota; Viridiplantae; Streptophyta; Magnoliopsida; Brassicales; Brassicaceae.
AUUCAUAUUAUAAAAUAGAUUUGCUUUUCCGUCUAGGCCUCGUCGUCGUCAGUUAAAACUACCCCGCAGAUCAUCAUAUAUCUCCUAUAUUCGAAUCCUAAAUCGGCGAAUCGGAGAACCCUACCGAAUAAACCUCUAGGGAGGAAUCCUUGCUUCGAUUCCGUCUCAGGGCGUAAUGGCGGAACCACCACCACCACCACCACCAAAUCUCAUGUUUUCGAAAGCGAGAGACGUUCUUGCGACUCCAAGCCACCAAGGUUUGGAGAGCGUCGUCAGCCAUCUCUUUAUAGAUCAAGAAACCACCGAAUAUCAAACCGCGAAUGCUCUCUUCAACUUCCUCACCCGUAGCUUCCCCAACUGCUUAACCCUAAAGCUUCUCAACAUGUACCUCUCCUCUUCCAUCCCCCUCCACAGAUCUCACUUGAUCAAUCUCCUCCUCGCAACCCUCAGCCACUACAAGGACCGCAGCUUCGAACUAUCUCCCGUCGCUCUCAGCGAGAUCAAACCUCUCGUGAUCUCUUGCUUGAGGAUGCAACAAGAACCGGCCGAGAUCAGAAACUUCAGGCGGAUCGUUUCUUUCAUCGCUUACGACGUUAUGAUACUCGAUCACGACGGCGGUUGGGACGAGCUCAGCGAAUGUAUCUACGAGGUAUCGUGCCACGACCCUCUAAAGGCGUUGCACGUCUUCGCGGACUUGCCUCCAAUGUACGAGAGGUUCGUAUACAACUGCGGAGGGGUGGUUGUGGAGAAAGCAGAGAAGGUGUUGCUUCUUCCUUAUCAAGACCGAGUCGAUGAUUGGAGCUUGGGUUUGCAAGCUGUUGUGAAACUUGGGGUUCAAGUCUUGGACUCUGAGUUGAGUAACGAUAUGGUGAAGAGUUAUCUUACUCUUCUUGUCGAGGCAGCGAGUGAUCUUGUGGAGAAGGGUAUGGAACCGUUUCUGGUACGAGGGCUUGCAGAUCUCGAGAAGUUCUUGGGACGAGAGAAGGGGAUGUAUAAUUACAAUGAGGAUCAAUGUGAUUUUGUGUCUUGUUUCUUGUCCAAGAUCAAAGACUUGGGACCCCUAACGAAGGAGGCUACGGGGAGGAUCCAUCGUUUGGUUAAGUCUACCCCAUCACUCGUUCAACAGCCACAGGAACAUGGACCAGUUUCUGAACGUGAAUGGUCUGAUCGUUUGAACAACUUACAGCCGCUUGAGAUCUUAAGAGUCUUUGCGUCCACUGAUGUUGAAGAGAGGUUCAGAGAAAUGGCAAUCAGACGGCUCAACGAUUUUCUCUCUGAUUACAUUUCAAGGGAGUCAACAGACGCUUCAUUGUUGAGAGAACUUCAGCCACUGCUCAUCUCUUGCCUUGGGGAAAAAGAAAGAAUCUCUGAGAGAAUGCUCAAAGUCCUUGGUGAGGUUGUCUACAGCGUUGCGUCUGAGAUGAUGAUCUCCCAUGUUGAGUUAUGGGACGAUCUUGGCUACUAUAUUGCAUCACACAGCGAAACAGAUUUUCAGAGAGCGGUCUAUAUCUUCCAGUGCUUAACAAUGUGGCUUCAUGAGCAGUUUAUGGAUCCUAUAGUGGAGCAUCUUAUCCCAGAGAUAAACAAAAGGCUAUAUCCACCGGGUGAUGUUUUGGUAGAUAACAGCUGCUGGGUCUUGGCGUUUUUGGGUGCCUUCUGUGCCAUCAUUCAAUUGGUAGAGAUGGAAGUUUAUGCUGGAACGGUGAUGGAGAUGGCAGAUAAGAUGGUAGAUUCAGUGAGAGAGCUUGUGGAAAGAAAAAUGGAAGUUGGGUUUGUGAGGAGAGCUUUCAGAGAUUUGGAAAUCAUUGUGAAGAAGCAAAUGGACUGGUUACGUAAGGACGAGUACAAAUUGCUUAAGUCUCUGCUUGAGAGACUCUACGUAAUCAAAGGCAUGACAAUGGAAAGCAAGAUGGUGUUGUGGAGAAUCAAGGUGUUUGUGGACAGAGGAAUGGCCGAUCAUGUGCCCGCUUAAGAGUUGUAUAAUCUGAUGGUUAGUCUGAUAUUGUAUAGUGCCAAUCAUUCUUUCAUAGAGUUAGAGAUUCUCUCGACUGUUUCCUCUUUGGUUAUGUUCCCCUCAAAUGUGUUUUGUCUUUGUUUGAUCAUUGCUUUUCUUGAUCAUGUCUCCAGAUGUACAAAUAUACGUAAUGUCUGGAGUUGAACAAUCAAUUCUUUCAUUCCUCUAAGAGAUUUGAGAACAUGU